AUGGCUUAUCAGCAUGUUGAAACCAACCCACAUUUUAUCGAUCCUGAAGAAAAAACACCAGAUCAACGUCAUUAUCUACCUGCUGCCUUGUUGCCACGACGUGGUCCUGACCAGCGUAUCCCUUCACAUCGUCCUCAAGACCAACGUCCUCAGCCAAGACAUUAUGGGGACGAAGGUCCCCAGCCGCUUGGUCCGUCUCCUCCAGAACCACAUCAUGAAGGCCAACCUUACCCGCCACUACAUGUAUGGGUGCCCCCAGUACAUCAUGAAGACCAAAGCCCUCAAUCACAACCACAAAAUAGCCAAGGUCAACAGCGGCAGCCACUUGAAAUGUCGACGCCACCCUCAUCGAUUCAAGGUCUAACCCCCAAAACACAGAAACGUCAAGGCCGGUCAGGCAAGAAAGUGAAGAUGCCACCACAGCUUCAAGACCAACAUCCUAGCGCUCAAUUGAUAAGACCACUGGGUGAAGUCACCGAACACCAGCCUAGUCCAGGGGUAAUAACACCACAGCCCGAGGGCAAGCAUCCCCAUGAGCAACGCCCACGCACUAAUCUUUUUCUCCCACGAGACCGUCCAACCAAACCUCUAACAUGGUUUGCAGCAGCUUUCUGUAUAAUUUUUUGGCUCGUCAUAAUAAUAGGAGGCUUAAUCGUUCUCAUAGUCUAUCUCGUCUUUCGACCACGCAGUCCACAUUUUGAUGUCAAUAGCGUCAGCUUGAAUGCAGCCUAUCUGGACAUGCGUUACUUGCUCAAUGCUGAUCUUAGUGUGCUUGCGAACUUCACAAAUCCAAACAUGAAGGUGAGCGUGGAUUUCAGUUACAUGUACCUUGAUCUUUACUUUGAGAAUAGUAUGAUUGCUACCCAAUACAUAGAACCUUUCUCAGCGGCAAGAGGUCUGUCAAUGAUUGCAAAUAUUCACAUGGUAACCAGUCAGGUUAGGCUUUCAUUGAAAGAAACUCUGCUGCUACAAAAGCAGAUUGAGAACAACCGAGUCAUGUUUACAGUCAAGGGGAAGUUUCGAGCCCGAUACAAUCUCGGUGGUUUCUUGAAAUAUUCGUAUUGGUUGCACGGUCAUUGUAGCCUGAUGGUGUCCAGCCCUCCAAAUGGGGUCUUGAGAGCUAAAAGAUGCAAUACGAAACACUGAUAAGGAAUCCAUUGUAAUUAUUUGUUCUAUUUUACUAGAGAUUCAAUACUCAUUAUAAUAACAUCAGAAAUUAAUUUUGCUCUUUCUUGAAAUAAAACCACUUUGAAGAAACCAUUUGAUAUCUGUCAAAACUGAUUUUGCAAGUGUAAGAAGAAAUCAUCACCAUAGCUCCAGCUCUUUUUCUUAC
Molecule: messenger RNA, 1333 nt
Organism: Durio zibethinus
Lineage: Eukaryota; Viridiplantae; Streptophyta; Magnoliopsida; Malvales; Malvaceae
Biological process (GO): defense response to other organism
Cellular component (GO): plasma membrane
Source: RefSeq, a predicted model, not a curated record